AUGGCUUCAAAUUUUCAACAACGACAACGAAUAUUACAAUUUCUAAUUAUUCCUGAUAUUUCAUCAACAGAAAAACGAACAUUAGCCUCACGUCCACUUUUUGAUAUCCGAAAGAUAGAUGAUUUUAUCAAAAAAUUUGACUUAUUCUAUAAUGAUAACUUUGGAUUUCGUGUUCGACUUGUAGCUGCAAACACUCGUCUACAUGUCAAUUUGUUUGGAAUAUCUGGUGUUCCACGCGUCAUUAUUGGUAAGCAUGGUUGGUUGUUUAUUAAUGACUAUCCACCAACGGAUCCAAGAGCAUUUUCUAGUUGGCAAGGAUAUAAUCCUUAUUCUCUUGAUGAAUUAGUGGCUAUUCAAAAAAACUUGGAAGCUGAAAAUAAGUGGUUUACUCAACAAAACAUUACUUUUCUUAUUCUUCCAUCUCCUGACAAGCAUUCAAUCUAUUCAGAAUAUUUACCAUGGCAAUAUAACACUAUUGUUGGUCCAACCAUCCAACAUUUUCCAUCUGAAGCAUCGGUAAUUUACCUUGAAAAAACAAAUACUUGUACAUGUGAACCUGAUAAUCGUUUUACUUUGUUAUAA
Messenger RNA from Rotaria sp. Silwood1, 582 nucleotides. Lineage: Eukaryota; Metazoa; Rotifera; Eurotatoria; Philodinida; Philodinidae. The record is from the annotation of a GenBank genome assembly.